Messenger RNA from Bombyx mandarina (wild silkworm), 4210 nucleotides. RefSeq lists its product as uncharacterized. Lineage: Eukaryota; Metazoa; Arthropoda; Insecta; Lepidoptera; Bombycidae. The record is from RefSeq and is a predicted model, not a curated record.
AUUACUCGCUCUAUGCCGCGGAGUGCGGAGCCACGCCGCUCGAACAAGGUUAUCUCGCUCGGAUUACUUCGUAGUUCAGAUUCAGUCGUCGUCAUUCGUUCGAUUGCCGCGCGAUACGUAGCACGUGCCCGUCACAACGCGAUAAACGCGAUAAACUAACGCACUAUUUACGAAGAAACACUCGGUUGGUGAAUUAGAAAUUAAAUAAAAAGAAAAACAAAAAAAAGCGUUCUGUGAUUUCAGUGUACUAUUUUUAUUGCGCUGUGCUAUGUGAAUUAUGACAAGUGUUUUGAAAAAGCCAAGAGGCACAAAAGGCAAAUCGGAAUCCAUGCAAGAAGACUUACCCACAAGAUGGGGGUCGAUCUCCCGUGAGGAAAAAUACGAAGACAAGGAGAAGUUGAUCAGAGCCAUCGACGACAAUGUUAUUGGCAAAGGCAAUUCGUUUUGUGGGCCCUACGGAAGGAGGAAAGUCGUGUACUGCGACUUCAGCGGGUCUGGACGCGGAUUGCAGUUCAUCGAGGAUUACAUCGUUAGAGACGUUCUGCCGACACACGCUACUAGGUGUACAGCGCUCUCAUACACUUCCGGCCAAAGCGACAUUUACAGAUCUGAAUCGAAGAGUAUAAUACGCAGCGCCGUAGGAGCUUCUCCUGAAGAUGUUUUGGUCCUCGGCGCCUCUUUACCCAUGUUCCUACGAGCCUUGCGGCCGCAGAAGGUGGCUUUGUUCGUGUCUUCACGGGAAACGGAGACCCAACUGGCGCCAUGGAGGGAAUUCAAUUCAGAGAUAAUUAAAAUAGCUGAAACAAAAGAAGGCUUUAUUGAUCUCAACAAUUUGGAACAAAAACUGCAAGAGAACUCUGGCACGGGAAAACGAAUGAUUGGAUUCUUUCCCGCCGUAUCCAAAUUGACCGGAGUACUCGCUGAUGAUGUUGCCACUACCUUGCUGCUCCAUCAAUACGGAGCCUGGUCUUUCUGGGACUACACAUUGGUUGCUCCCUCCUCGACCGUGGAGAUGAACCCGGUAAUUCCGGGAGUGGAGGAUGAGAUGGUCAAAAAGGAUGCGGUGUUCUUUAACUGCGAGAAAUUCGUUGGGGGCGUUCAGGGACCCCAUGUCGUCAUCUUCAAGAAGGAAGUGUUCAAGAACAGUCCUGUUUAUUCUGACGACGUUGAGGUAUUGAGCGAGAGAAUCGCAGAGAUAAGAUCGACAGACGCGGUGCGGGCUGUCAUUGUUAUGCAGUUGAGAGACUCGGUAGGACUGCAGAACAUAGUGCAGCGACAGGAUUCCAUAACCAGACAAGUCCUGUCACACAUAAAGAACAUCCCAGAGCUAAUUCUUCUAGGAAACGUCUCGCCAACUGUCAGAAGGCUUCCGAUAUUUUCUAUCAUGGUGAAGCAUCCCCGGGGGACUUUCCUGCACCACAACUUUGUUUGCGCGGUCCUGAACGACGUUUUCGGCAUCCAGGCCAGAGGCGGCCUCAACAGUAACUUGAACUACGGCUCCGAUGUCCUGGGUAUAGAUGACCAAUUGCUCAAGGAGUAUGAGAAGCUGCUUGAUGUCGAAGCACAAAAGGAGAUUGCUCGUGUCCGCAAACUCAGUAAUGUGACGUCUCCAGAAGUCCCUAUACACAACGAGCACUUGAGGCCUGGAUUCUGCAGGGUUUCGCUACCGUACUUCAUGUCGGAAACCGAAUUGGCAUUUGUUCUUGAAGCACUGAAGAUGGUGGCCACUGAAGGUUGGAAGAUUCUGCCGCAAUACGUGGUGAACCCACAGACCGGACAAUGGAAGCACCACACGUGUUCGGUUCUAAGAGACAAGAAAUCUUUGUAUUCAAUGAACUUCAACACCGGUAAAAUUUCGGUCAACGAAAGACGGAUAUCAGGUCCUGGAAUAUUCCCGCAAACGUAUACCGAGUGCUUACAAACUGCUCGGAAUUUGUUCAACAAAGCUAGAAAACUGGCAAUGAAAUUUUCGUCAGCCGAUCCGGAGAUGACAUUCAAUCCUCGCAUAGAUUACCUCCGUUGGUUUAUGUUGCCCAAAGAAGCUCACGAUCUGUUACUCGGGCGCUCGUCGAACGUAAAACACAUAGUGCCAUUUGAUCCUUCCGGGUACACGGGAGCAAGAAAAAGUCUUCACGUUUCGAGAUCUUCAAUAACUUCCUCACCGAUAUUAGGAUCGUCGGCCAGACAUUUCAGUUUGUCUGCCAUUGAUGACUGCCAUGUAUUUAGACUGAAACAGAAGACCAAGUUUUAUUCAAGAGAAACUAGCCUCCGGGAGGCACAGAAAGAGGAGGACACAGUUUCGCGCCCAGUUCAGUUCACAGUUGGUGAAUCCGUUUCGCCGUUGCGCCUAGGUCCUUCAAGACAGCCCCUGCUGGUGCGAUCCCGAUGCUACAGCUUGGGCUCUGAUAGCCCUCCGGUUCCGUUAAGUGCACAAACAAAAAUGAAUUUAGGAUUGAAAGAAGCGAGUCCUAAUAACGUUAUUGAAAAGACUAGUAACUUCUGUAACUGUGGCAGUCAAACGGACCUAUUUUCGUUGGACGAUCCGCUGAUCUCACCCGGAAAGUCAUAUCCGUACAGCACGCAAAGUAGCACGUCCAUAUCGGACUGUAGUCAAGUCGGUCGCAGCUCACCCACCACUUCUCUGACGUCACACACGUCGGAGGAUCUCCAAGCGUAUGUCAAAGAGAUGACCCGAGAAAUUGCAACGGAAAUCAAGUCCGAAAUACGUGAAGUAAUCUCAAAGGUUGACGAUAUUCUCGAAAACUCCGAUGCAGUAGAACAGUCUAAUGCCAGCAUAACUUCAAUAUCUAGUCAGAACGAAAAGGACUCUGUAUCAGUCAUAGAUGUAACUGAGUAUUUAAUGGAGAUGUCGAAGGAAAUGGCUUCAGAAGUCAAACACGAGAUAAGAGAGAUGGUCAAUCAAGUCGACGGAAUGAUCUCCCCUGAUUAUUCAGGUAGCUGUGCAAGAAGAGGUUCUCCACCUCAGACUGGUCGUAGAAGAGUAGGUUCAGGUCCAGAAUUAGGGCUCGAUUUAAAGAAAUCUACUCAGUUCCUAAGGAAAUGUCCCACCAGUCCAGUUCUGCCGUCGCAGUACGACGAGGAAGACAGGUUCUGCAAGCGAUCACCUCAGUCGCCAAAGUCGGCUCAGUGCACUCCUUCGCACGAAGCUUCAGGACCGAAUAGCAUUUCGUUUAAUUCCAGCGAAACAUCCACUCCCGACACCAUAAUCCAAGUGGUCACGACGCAAAACUCGCCAAAUCUCCCAAAAUCAUUAAGCUCGAAUAAGUUGUCUGAUGAUGAGGUUUGCAACGACGCGACCUGCCGUCACUGCUGUAUCAAAAAAACUUGGUGCCAAAACCCGUCGGUCAGUUCCCAAGAUAGCGGCAUCAACAUGACCUUCACGGACACCGAUACUUAUUUAGACUUUGAUCCGACCACGAAACAGGCAAGGAAGAUCCAGGGAAGACUUCGUAUGUGCCCGAAGUAUGAGAAGAGUGAAGUGCCAGAUAUCAUUGAGGGAGUUCCGGUGUGUCCAGGGGAACACUCAAGACAGACUGCCAAAUAUGAGACCACUGCUGACGGCAAAAUCGUCUUUCAAAUACCUGAUGACGCGAAUAGGAAGAAUAGUGCUAGUGCAUCAGUGGGGGACUCGAAGCGUUCGAGCAGGUCCUCGAACGCGUCCUCCAGCUGUUCUGACCGCAGCAGCCGCUCCAGCGGAUACGGCACCGACCAGCGGUCUUCGCAUGAGGAGAGGUUUUGCGAUAGGAGUGAGUCAGAAUGUAGGGCAUUCAAGCACGAGUGUUGGGAAGAAGAGGCAGACGACAGCAGCGCCUGUAGCGACACAUCACUCGCGGAUUUCACGUUUGACGACGAGGGAAAGUGGCAUUGCCCUCCCAAAGCCAUCUGGAAGGCCACCGUUGAGGCCAUACAAGAGUUCAAUAUGAUCCGACCUGGAGACAAAGUGCUGGUGUGCCUCUCGGGAGGCCGGGAUUCUAUAGCCCUCCUGCACACGAUGCAUCAUUACCAGCUGUAUGCCAGGUCUAAAGGCAUGCACUUUAGCAUUGGUGCUUUGUAUGUGAACGAACCUAAGACUCAAGUGGAUCCGCUCCAUCUGAUGGCCUACUGCCGGACGCUGGGGGUCAAGUUCAUUUACCAAGACAAAUGGGAGGACGAGGACACCGAACGUAAGUCCUGAUGCAUUGUCCGCCAU